Molecule: messenger RNA, 1431 nt
Organism: Spodoptera littoralis (African cotton leafworm)
Lineage: Eukaryota; Metazoa; Arthropoda; Insecta; Lepidoptera; Noctuidae
Source: the annotation of a GenBank genome assembly
AUGUCUUCUAACAAUAACAAAAAUUCCGAGAAUCCCUCUGUUAGUAACACAACAGAGGCGUUAGACGUGAACUGGGAUGUCGAGAAAUACAGGGAUGAACACGAAUGCGAAGAUCAUUGGCAAUUACGCAAAGCUUUCAUGGAAAAAUGGAAGAACAACUUCCCCGAGGAAAGACUAGUUUGUUUAGCUCGAGUUUACACUAAUAUUGAGUUCAUGGGCUGUAGAUAUCCUCCGCCAGUAAUGCAGCAGAUCGCCCAGCUCUCAUUUGAGGCUGGCCGUCAAUUCCGAGAGAAAAAGAAAUCAAAACUACAACGCACAUUCGUUUCUGCGUCAACCGCAGCAGAAGACAGAGCUCGUGGUAUUAAAAGAGUUGGAGGUGAAAUUGUUACUGAAGAUAAACCGAAAUCUACCCGAAUAGCAUUCGUACCACAAGGAAAGGUAAUAGAAGAUGAUGAAAAAGAAAAAGAUUCGGAUGGAGAUGAACACCAAAACGAGGGUUCAGAUCAUGAAUCGGAAGUUGCUAAGAAAUCUUUUGACCUAAGCACAACGUCAACUGAUAAAAAUACAAAACAGUCCGAAGGAGAAGACUAUUUUACAGAAUUAUCUAAUCUUAAAUGUUUAGAUGUACGACUGUUUAGGGAUAGGAUGUUUGAUAGUACAUUCGGACGUUUGGUGCUGUUGAUCCGACCGUGGGCUAGGAAAAUAUGGAAUAUACAGACUAGCUGUCAAGUAUGUGGACUAUGUAUCACUAAUGGAUAUGAAAACAAGAGCUACACUUUACGUAUCAACCAAAAAUUGUUGGUGCAAGCGUCAGGCGAAACCAAAGUUGAGGCUAAGAAUGCCGCUGAAAUUAUGGCGUGGGAGAGAUUAAAGCGCGAAGUGGUGUGCUUGUUGAUAAAAGAGCAGUUUAUAGCUCAGGGCGACGCGCGAAUCAGUAUGAGUGAUGUCUCCGGCAGGAAGAGAGACGAUGUCUUCGGAACUCCUGUUGAAAACUCCGUUGCUAUGAAAAUGAUGAAAAUGAUGGGUUGGCAAGGAGGGGGGUUGGGUGCGGACGCGCAAGGCAUAGCGGAACCCAUCAAACCUAAUUUGCAAAUGGUAGACAGAGCAGGCCUGGGCAGUGCUCAAGGUGUGAAAAAUCUUCGUCGAGCAGCUCAAGCGUUAAUGCAACGCUACAUAGCAUCAGACACGAUUGAUUUAGAUCUCGUCUUUACAAGUGAUUUCGCGAAACCGGAGCGAGCGACACUACAUCAGGUGGCGCAGAGGAUUGGGUUGGCCUCGAGGAGUUAUGGGGAGGGAGAUGAAAGAUUCCUAGUUGUAAGAAAGAAGUUGGACCCAUUCUCCUUAGUCCGUGCCGUUAUCGAGAAAGGAGGUAUCACGCCGAAGUACCAAGUGUUCUUACCAGAGAGUCUUAUGCAGAAUGCUAUACGUUAA